This is a messenger RNA of Symbiodinium natans, 486 nucleotides long. Lineage: Eukaryota; Dinophyceae; Suessiales; Symbiodiniaceae. The record is from the annotation of a GenBank genome assembly.
AUGCUCCGGCAUGCUCAGCGUGCACAAGAACAGCGUCCUCUCAAGCGCCACGGUCAUCAUGGCCGGCUUCGCCUUGGCGGAGCUGACCCGCGAAAUUCCACAAGGCUAAUCCUGGAUGGUGCAAAGCAACUCAACUGUGACACCCCUAGAGCCGAGGGAGAGAUGGGUUGCAACAUUUUUGAGCUGGAAAUGCGCGGCAUCAAGCACGCAGAGGCCAUCCGUGUUCUGGUAGACUUCCUGUACGGAAGCCCGACGUGGACGCAGCAUCCAGUUUCGCAAGAGGUUUGCACGUCUUGCACCUUGCUUCAGAGCUCCGCCUGCCGAAGCUUCAGAGAGACCGCAAACUCGGAAGGGGUGGUUGGGACGAAAGAGGGAAAGGAUGGGAGGAGUCCUGCCCAUCUCAUGCCCAUCUCUUCCCUGGAGGCUCGCAAGCAAGAGAAUGCAAAGCCGGCCAGGCAGGCCGUUAAACCAUCUCCCCAAAAUUGA